AUGAUUAUGGAUCAAAGUAACGAUGAGGAUCAGAAACUCGUUGCUGUGCCUAAAAAAUAUUCGAACAAGUACUUGUUCUACUUGGGCCAGUUGUUGAUGAAAAGGACUUUGAAGCUUCUACUCUCAGUGUCUUUGUUGUCUUUGUUUCUUCUUUGCUAUUCUUCUUCAUCAGGUUUUUGUUUAUUUCCCUAUUCCUUCACUGAGUUCAAUGUUUAUUUCUCCACGUUGCUUUUCUCAAUCUUCACCCGCGCCCUAGACAGGAAGUACAUGUUUCUCGUUUGUAAUGGAAUCCUUGCUUUUCUUGCAAAAACUACUACUUCCAAAUCCAAUGAUAAUUCUUGCACUUGCAGUUUCAGUUGCAGCACCACCUCUAUUAAUAAUCAUGAAUCCCACGAUGAGUCUCUAGAUCAGGACGCCAUCGCUUAUGCUGCUGGUGAAGAUGAAGGGGAAUCGCCAACUAUACAAGAAGAAGAAGAAGAAGACGACGACGGAGAUGGACAACAGGAAGAACUUAAAAAUGGGACUCUAUUGCAGGCAGAAGAAAUACCUCAAGCUUUUAGCGCAGAAGAAAAAGGAGGACGUGAAUCUUUGAUAAAACAACCCGAAGAAGAGAUGGACACAACAGAGCUGGAAACAAAUCAUGUUAAUGACUACUUCGCCGCUACUAGUACAGAUGAACUCAACAAAAAAUUCGAAGAAUUUAUAAGAAAAAUGAAGGAGGAAAUCAGGAUUGAAGCUCAACGGCAACCCAUUGCCGUUUAA
Molecule: messenger RNA, 762 nt
Organism: Prunus armeniaca (apricot)
Lineage: Eukaryota; Viridiplantae; Streptophyta; Magnoliopsida; Rosales; Rosaceae
Source: the annotation of a GenBank genome assembly